Molecule: messenger RNA, 2253 nt
Organism: Epinephelus moara (kelp grouper)
Lineage: Eukaryota; Metazoa; Chordata; Actinopteri; Perciformes; Serranidae
Product: C-X-C chemokine receptor type 3-like
Exons: 3
Coding region: 525-1640 (371 amino acids)
Biological process (GO): chemotaxis; G protein-coupled receptor signaling pathway; immune response
Cellular component (GO): membrane
Molecular function (GO): chemokine receptor activity
Source: RefSeq, a predicted model, not a curated record
UCGUGAGAAUUGGCAGACUGGGCAGCGAGUUGGCAACGUGUGAGAGGAGGUGACCCUUGGUGAACCACAACAAUCGGGUAGGGCAGUAAUAAAGUGCAUGUAAGUGAGCUGAGUGCACGUGACAGAUAAGAUCAAGGUCUGUACGCGGAGUGCGUCCGUGUCUUAAAACUUCCUAUAGGGGAGGCGCAGCGUCUCUCAUCGCCCGCCUGUUGGUGUCUCCUGCUGUCCGGGGUGGUUUUGUCUCGGUGAUUUACCCUCAAACCACUUAAACAUGCGAUUCCUUUUUAGUUUUAAGUUGAGUGAUACGUAAAGUUUACGCUGAGACUCGGAGGAAGAUUUGUGCGUUUUUGUGCCGGCCUUGACGGACGCCCGACAGCUGCAGGAGCUCCUCCGUCCUCCCUCCAAAAACACAGACGGUGGUUCAUCGUGCAGAGUUGUUGACCCCGGUGUGAAGACAUCUGUGGAGGUUGUCCUUUUUAAGUGUCAUCAGUCCGCAGUGCACAGAGAGGUUACCUGCGCCCUGUAUGAAGAUGAACAUUGUGCCGGAGCUCGAUGGAUUAUUCCGCCAGAAUGACACCUAUGACUACCAGGACUAUGAGUACCCAGAGGACUUUGAGCAAAGUGCCAGUGAAGCGGUGUUGAUCCCGCUUCUGUACUCUGCAGAGCUGGUCAUAGGUCUGCUGGGGAAUGGACUACUCCUGGCCGUUCUGGCUCAGAGGAGGCGAUCCUGGAGGAUGUCAGACACCUUCAUCCUCCACCUGAGUGUCGCGGACAUCCUGCUCCUGCUCACGCUGCCCUUCUGGGCUGCACAGGCCGCUCAGCAAGGUGGAUGGUGCUUUGGCGUGGUCUUCUGCAAGAUCUGUGUGGCUGUUUUUAAUAUCAACUUCUACUGUGGGAUCUUUCUGCUGGUUUGCAUAAGCGUAGAUUGCUACCUGUCCAUCGUCCACGCCAGUCGGCUGUACUCCCAUGAUAACCCCAGGUUAGCUCAUAUCAGCUGCCUGUCGGUCUGGAUCGUCUCCUUGAUCCUCACACUGCCGUGGUGUAUUUUCCUGGUGGAGACGAAAGAAACGACACAGGAGAGAACACUGUGUGAUCGCAGCUACUCUGAGCCAGUAACUCAUGGGAAGCUGGCCGCACGCUUGCUCCAUCACACGCUGGGCUUCCUGCUGCCUGCAGGCGCCCUGAUCAUCGUCUGCUCCUGUAUCCUGCUGCGGCUGCAGCGCAGCUCUAAAGGCGUCCAGAAGCAGAAGGCCAUCAUGGUCAUCCUGCCCCUGGUAGUUGUCUUCCUACUAUGCUGGGUGCCAUACAACUUCGCACUCAUUGUGGACACCUUCAGGAGCAGGUCCAAAGAACCUGGUGAUGUUUCAUCUGGUAAUCACGAGCACUCCAUGGAGAGAGCUCUGAUGGUCACAUCUGGGCUGGGCUUCCUGCACGCCUGCCUCAGACCCCUGCUCUAUCUCAGCCUGUGUGGAAACUUCAGGAAUCGGACGCUGGCCAUGUUGAAACGAGCUACAGUUGAAUCAGAGGGCUCACUAUGGGAGCUGGGUGUGGGCGAAGCGACUGUGCCUGACCAGAAGCAUGCGGGGGAAGAGAUGAAACAGAUGAUAGCUGUAGAUCAAGUGCCGUCACCUCAGUGCUGAUCGGUGGACAGAAAUGCCGCCCUCUGACUCAUAAGUGACCUGAAUAAUGCUCCACCCCUGCUGCUGGGGAAUUUAGUGUGAAAUCAUAUCAUGGGUUCAAGGGAAGAUGACAUAAUGUUGAGAAACAGAUAUUUAUAAAAAUGAGUCUUUCACAUUGCACUUUAAUGUGAAGGUUUCCGAGCCAAGUCAUGAUGACGUACACAUAGUGUUGUACUUUUAUUUGUAAUCACUGUAGCUUGUCACGCUCAAUCAUUAGUUCUUAAUUCAAUUGUAGAUAUCUGUAUUUUUAUUGUGUAUUAUUAUUAUUGUUAUUAUUAUUGAAAGCAAACUAUUUUUACAUUAUUUUAUUUUUUAGUGAGAGAAUUGUGUCUGUGAACAUGUGAACAGUUUUAAACUGCUGCACAAUCAUCAUAAAGCUAAUGUCAUAGUGGUUGGAACUGUUGGGAAUAUAAGCUCUUGUUGAAACAGUAUAUUUACAGUAUAAUAAUAUCCUGUAAUUGUGAUCUGCCAUUAAAAAGCCCGACAGUUCAUAACUUCACUGCUGAUAACACAAACUGUUUCACUUUCCAUGUUACCCUGUUAUCUUCAGGCAGUAAAGACUGUGUGGAUUCCA